ACCGGACCGCAGGAAUUUGUGUGGUCCGCGCCUCCCCUUCCACUUCCACGGCGCUCCCGCGGCAUCCCCUGCGUCGUCAUCGUCGCGGCGCGCUGCAACCUAAGCCUAACUGCCUAAGCAGCGGCCUCCCAAUGGCGUGGUGAAGAGAAUCCCCUGCUGUCCCCUUGCUGUCGUGUCGUCUUUCCCAGGGAGAGAAGAAGAAAGAUGAACUGCUCCUCUUGCUGCGGCGCCGCCGUUUCGUCUGUUCCGGUGGUUCUCGCCAGGCCGCGGGUGAGGUUUACUGCUUCCUGCUCCACAAGAACAGACCAGAAGGUGCUUUUCCUCGGUUCAAAACGGUUUCCACGGUUCACAUACAGCCCAUCAAGACGUGCGUCAUCACGGUUGUCACGGAGAGAGGUAAUAGCUUUUGCUGGGCAGCAGUCUUGGGACAUCGGCAGAUUUGUCAGGACUUUGUACUUCUUUAACGGCCCCCCAAACCCUCUCAAGAUUGUAGAAUCCAUCAUUAGCAGUUUCACUGGCUCUGCUUCUACUGAAGUGCCCAAGAAAAUGGAAACAUCAGAUGUGGUGCUGGUCACUGGAGCCACCGGUGGUGUUGGGAGACGGGUGGUUGAUAUCUUGCGGAAGAAGGGCGUACCAGUUCGAGUAUUGGCUAGAAACCAAGAUAAGGCAAGGAGCAUGUUGGGGACGGAUGUAGAUUUGAUCAUAGGAGAUGUUACAAAGGAAGAUACACUCGAUCCUAAGCUCUUCAAAGGGAUCAAGAAAGUAGUGAAUGCAGUCUCUGUCAUAGUUGGGCCAAAGGAAGGUGAUACACCAGAUAGGCAGAAGUACAAACAAGGCAUCAAGUUUUUUGAACCUGAGAUCAAGGGACCUUCACCUGAAAUGGUAGAGUACAUUGGAAUGCAAAAUUUGAUUAAUGCCAUAAAAAAUAGUGUUGGACUAAGUGAAGGGAAACUUCUAUUUGGGCUCAAAGGCAACUUAUCUGGAAAGAUCGUGUGGGGAGCUCUUGAUGAUGUUGUAAUGGGUGGUGUUAGUGAAAGCACGUUCCAAAUCCUACCAACAGGAAGUGAAACUGGUGGGCCAGCUGGGUUGUUCAAAGGUACUGUAUCUACUUCAAAUAAUGGUGGGUUUACUAGUAUAAGGACAAAGAAUUUUACAGUGCCAGAGGACCUGUCAGCAUAUGAUGGUAUUGAAUUACGAGUUAAAGGUGAUGGACGACGGUAUAAACUCAUAAUUCGGACUAGCUAUGAAUGGGAUACUGUUGGCUACACAGCAAGCUUUGACACCACUAAGGGAGAAUGGCAAAGUGUUAAAGUACCUUUCUAUUCUCUGAGACCUGUAUUCCGUGCUCGUACUAUGACUGAUGCUCCACCAUUCGAUGCAAGCAAUAUCACUUCACUGCAGCUUAUGUUCAGCAAGUUUGAAUAUGAUGGAAAACUCAACCCAACAUUUGCUGAAGGUCCAUUCGAACUUCCCUUUUCAAGUAUUAGAGCAUACAUAAACGAGCCAAUCACUCCAAGGUUCGUUCAUGUGAGUUCUGCAGGAGUUACAAGACCUGAAAGACCAGGGCUAGAUUUAAGCAAACAACCGCCUGCUGUUCGCUUGAACAAAGAGCUUGGCUCCAUCUUAACUUAUAAGUUGAAGGGAGAGGAUUUAAUUAGGGAAAGUGGCAUUCCAUACACUAUUGUACGACCAUGUGCAUUAACUGAGGAACCAGCUGGAGCUGACCUUAUAUUCGAUCAAGGGGACAAUAUCACAGGAAAGAUAUCAAGAGAAGAAGUUGCUUGCAUUUGUGUAGCAGCUCUGGCAAGCCCAAAUGCAGUGGGGAAAACUUUCGAGGUCAAGAGCACUGUUCCAUUCAGUGAAGCCUAUGUGAUUGACCCUUCAAAUCCCCCUCCUGAAAAGGACUAUGAAGUGUACUUCAAAGAACUCAAAGAAGGCAUCACGGGUAAAGAGGCACUAGAAGCGACACCUGCUUAAUUCUGAAGAAUUGUUGCAUGAAGAAUAUUAUCUGCUUUUGGUAAAUUUUGAAAUGGUAAUCCUCCACUUUGCACGCCUUAAUCCAUCUAGAAGAUAGAUGGCAUUAUAAUGCUGAAUUUCAGAGAUCAAGCUCAGACCAAUGAAUAUUCCGGAGAACUAGCAGUGCAUCCUAAAGCUGAGCUGAAACCUGAAACUCAUUAUUUAUACGUGUCAGUAGCUCUAGUGUUUGAUGAUUUGUGCUAUAAUCCUGAUGUUGCAUACUUUGCAUCCAUGAUGAUUUUAAUACUAAAGGGGAGAUUCUUUGUGAAAUAUCGAUUUUGAUAUAUAAUGUAAAAAGAGCAGGCAGUGACAAUAUAA
This is a messenger RNA of Setaria italica (foxtail millet), 2334 nucleotides long. RefSeq lists its product as uncharacterized. The transcript is spliced from 16 exons. Bases 205 to 1977 code for a protein of 590 amino acids. The record is from RefSeq and is a predicted model, not a curated record. Lineage: Eukaryota; Viridiplantae; Streptophyta; Magnoliopsida; Poales; Poaceae.